Salarias fasciatus (jewelled blenny) is the source of this 1031-nucleotide messenger RNA. Its product is annotated as EEF1A lysine methyltransferase 1-like. The record is from RefSeq and is a predicted model, not a curated record. Bases 249 to 899 code for a protein of 216 amino acids. Gene Ontology annotation, molecular function: protein-lysine N-methyltransferase activity; nucleic acid binding. Gene Ontology annotation, biological process: methylation. NCBI's taxonomy places the organism in Eukaryota, Metazoa, Chordata, Actinopteri, Blenniiformes, Blenniidae. The transcript is spliced from 6 exons.
AGCGGACUCCUUGAGGGGGAGGAGUCUGAGGAGCCUCUGCAGGUGAGGCCGAGGAGGAGACGGAGCCACGCUUCCUGUCUCAGUGAAGCUGCCGGGCUUCCUCCACUGCUGCUCAGGAACAUGACCACAACCAGGGCCACAGGAGCCGUACUUUGCUGCUACGUCAUCAACAUGCGACACUUCACGUGUUGGUCGCUGCUGAAGCUGCGUGAGUCCCGGGUUUGAGCUCAGCUCCAGCUCCAGACGCCAUGAGCGACAGUGACGAUGACGGCGUUCCCACCCUGUCUGCUCACACUCUGGCCGCCCUGCAGGAGUUUUACAGCGAGACCAGGACCGGUCUGGACCACAGCGUCCAACCGUCAGACCAGUUCGCGGUGGGAGCGGUGGAGGAGGACUGGAGGAUGAGCCAGUUCUGGUACAGCGACGAGACGGCGGCCCGGUUGGCCGAGGAGGUCGUCCGAGAGGCUGGAGAGGGAGGCAGGAUCGCGUGUGUGAGCGCGCCCAGCGUGUACCAGAAGCUGAAGCAGGGAGUCGUCGGCGGCUCGGACCGAGUGUCGGCCGUGGUGCUGGAGUACGACCGCCGCUUCGCCGCCUACGGCGAGGACUUCGUGUACUACGACUACAACCAGCCGCUGUCCCUCCCGGCCGUCGUGGCGCCGCGGAGCUUCGACGUGGUUCUGGCCGAUCCGCCUUACCUGUCCGAGGAGUGUCUGAGCAAAGUGGCUGAAACCAUCAAGUACCUGAGCAAAGGCAAGGUGCUGCUGUGCACAGGAGCCAUCAUGGAGAAGCUGGCCGGAGAGCUCCUGGGUGUGACGAUGUGCAGCUUUCUGCCCAAACACAACAGAAACCUGUCCAAUGAGUUCCGCUGCUUCGUCAACUACCCGUCCCGCCUGUCCUGAGGAGCUCGCCGCUGCCGGAGGACGCUUUAUUUACUCAUGUCAGCCGACAGGAAGGCCUCGGCUCACCGAGUUCACUCAGAGGUUUCAACAUGGAGACCAGAGUGAGGAGCUCCAGCGGGUCUUUUUUUUAAA